GCUGCCUGCGCUUCUGCCCAGUCUGCGGGUAAAAGGAGGUGGCGCUUGGUCCACUGCUGAGGAAAGACGCCAGCGCCUCCAGGCUUUGUGCAAGUGGUCGAACUUGCUCCGGCUUGCGCCCAAGCUUUUCUCGGAGCGCACUCUUGCUUCCCUGCCUGACACAGGAGACCAGGCAGUAGCUGAACAUCUUGACUUGCUGUUCAGUCGUAAGAGUACCAACACCCUGCUGCUUCGAGUCCAACCGCUUAUGCGGUUCGUGCUCUGGGCUCGGCGUGCUUGCCCAGACGAGUCGCCUAGUGAACAGUUUGUCUGGGUGCACUGCCGCUGGUUGCAGACCACCGCUGCGCCCAGCAGCAUUGACAUUUUUGUCAGCAGCCUGCAUUUUGUGCACGGCACUUUGGGAUUGGGAGUGCCCGCGCCGCCGCUGUCAACAGCUCAGGUCAAGUGGCUGGAGUACCUGUCUGGCUCUGCCCCCGACGACUACGAGCGCCUGGUCGCAGCAACCUUGUGCUUCAUGGUUUUCGCUAGGGCCAGGAGAAGCGACCUGGCCAGAGCAACUCACGUGCAGUUUGACCUGACCUCUGACGGCUCUGACGGCUUUGUGGAGUGCAAGGUGAAGAACCCUAAGCAGGUGAAAGCAGCUUCGCGUCGUAACCUUUUUCUGCCGCUGACAGCUGUUUACCGUGGCCUGGGGUCGGCCAGCUGGGGAGCGUUGUUCUUCGCUGCAAGGGCUCGUCUGGGGCUCCAGAACGAUGGUGCUUUGGACCAUCCUUUGAUCCCAGCGCUGUCUUCAACGGGCAACUGGCUUCCUGACUGCCUGAGCAGUGCUGCGCUGACUACCUGGUUGCGAGCCCUUCUCAGUCGUGCACCUGACGCUGAUUACGGUCUGAUUCAGCAAGUCAGGAGCCACAGUUGCAAAGCCACCGCUCUGAGCUGGUGCUCCAAGAUGGGUCUUGACGAUCGCACCGUGACGUUGCUUGGGUACCACAGCCAGGGCAGGAACAUGGCCAGCCUAGGCUACCGGCGCGACGUCCUGGCGGGUCCUCUGCGUGAGUGGUCACUGGCAGGACACAACUAG
This is a messenger RNA of Symbiodinium necroappetens, 1078 nucleotides long. The record is from the annotation of a GenBank genome assembly. Lineage: Eukaryota; Dinophyceae; Suessiales; Symbiodiniaceae.